Naegleria fowleri is the source of this 438-nucleotide messenger RNA. RefSeq lists its product as uncharacterized. NCBI's taxonomy places the organism in Eukaryota, Heterolobosea, Eutetramitea, Acrasida, Naegleriidae. The coding region runs from base 1 to 438 and encodes 145 amino acids. The record is from RefSeq and is a predicted model, not a curated record. The transcript has a single exon.
AUGCUUGACAUUGAAAAGGAAAUGGGUUUUGAAAUUGUUCGACAGAAUGGAUUGGCUUUGUCACACGCACCAUAUCCACUCUGUAACGAUAAAGAAAUUGCAUUAACUGCAGUCAGGCAAAAUGGUGAAGCAUAUCAAUUUAUACGUGAUGAUUCGAAGUUUGAUAUGGAAAUUUUGUUGAAAGCAAUCAAACAAAAUAGGAAGGCACUUCGAUUCGUAUCGAGAGAUUUAUUAUUAGAUUGUGAAUUCAUGCUAACAGUUAUCAAAUUCAUAUUUCCAGAAUUUUAUCAUUUGAAUUGUUUUGAUUAUUCACAAAAAGAAGUCAUGAUGAAACUUGUUCAACUAGAUGGAUUAUUGCUUGACUUUGCAAGUAAUGAAUUCAAGAAUGAUCGAGAUGUUGUUAUAAAUGAAGUCCAAAGUGAUGGCUACUCACUUUAA